UCCUCUCUACCAUCUAACUCUCUUCACAAUUUUAUUUUCUCCUCCCAGUCUCUCUCUUUCUUUCCAGUUUCCCCCACUUGCAUUGUUAGCAUCGGCAGACCGGCAUCUCCUCUCUCUCGUACCAACCUCAACUCUUAACCUGCGCCACCGUAUCCCCUGCAAUGUUCUCAACAUCACUGUCCUCUCUCUUGCUCUUCUUCUGCUUCGCUUCUAUCUCACUCGCUACUAAACUCACUGACUUGGACCAGUUUCCUCUCACUGACUUGAACGCCACCGUUUCUAAUAUUUCUGUUCCUAAACCGGAUAGUUUUGCUGAUAUAAUCGAUCGAGCUCUCGAGAAAGAGUUCACUGAGAAUGAACAGAUUGAAGCGAAUGAUUCUGGAAGCUUUAACAACAGUGUAGCUGGUCAGCAGGCAGUUUUAGAAACUGUAGCAAGAGUUAAGCCGAAGAAAAAUGACACAAAAGAGGAAAAAUCAUUUAAACUUCAUGAUGUUUUUAAUCUGGAUAAUGAUAAUGGCGCCGAAGAGACACCAACGCUAAUAGAUCGCAAGGAUAAUAUUUUCAUUAUAUCUAAUUUUAAAUCAAAAUACCCUGUGCUGCAGCUAGAUUUAAGGUUGAUAUCAGAUUUGGUGGUCGUCAUUGUGUCUGCAGCAUGUGGUGGCAUCGCAUUUGCAUGUGCUGGACAGCCGGUGAUAACAGGAUAUUUACUAGCAGGAUCCGUUAUUGGACCUGGAGGGUUUAGCUUUGUUAGUGAAAUGGUGCAAGUUGAAACAGUGGCUCAAUUUGGUGUUAUUUUUCUUCUUUUUGCAUUGGGCCUAGAGUUCUCUACGGCAAAGCUUCGAGUUGUUAGAGCAGUUGCUAUUUUGGGAGGUCUGCUUCAAAUUUUCUUGUUUAUGUUCUUGUGUGGAAUUACGGCCUUGUUAUUUGGAGUUAAACCUUCAGAGGGGAUAUUUGUCGGCGCGUUUCUUUCAAUGUCUUCAACAGCAGUGGUUUUAAAGUUUCUGAUGGAAAAGAAUUCCUCUAGUGCUCUUCAUGGGCAAGUCACAAUUGGCACCCUUAUUCUACAGGAUUGUGCUGUGGGCUUGCUGUUUGCAUUGCUUCCAGUUCUGGGUGGGACUUCUGGUGUUCUUCAAGGAAUGAUAUCCAUCACCAAACUGUUGGUUGUGUUGAUUGCUUUUUUGGCUUCUUUGUCAGUAUUAUCUCGAACUUGUGUUCCUUGGUUUCUAAAGCUGAUGAUAAGCCUAUCGUCACAGACCAAUGAACUCUAUCAAUUGGCAUCAGUUGCAUUCUGCUUGCUUGUAGCCUGGUGUAGUGAUAAGCUAGGCCUUAGUCUGGAACUGGGGUCUUUUGCCGCUGGAGUAAUGAUAUCAACAACUGAUCUUGCUCAGCAUACACUAGAACAAGUCGAACCUAUUCGCAACUUCUUUGCUGCUCUCUUCCUUGCUAGCAUUGGGAUGCUGAUCCAUGUUCAUUUUCUUUGGAAUCACAUUGACAUAUUAUUAGCCUCUGUCAUAUUAGUGAUCAUCAUAAAGACAACUGUAGUCACCACAGUUGUCAAGGGAUUUGGUUACAACAACAAGACCUCUGUUCUUGCUGGAAUGUCUCUGGCACAGAUAGGGGAAUUUGCAUUUAUUCUCCUUAGCCGUGCUUCUAAUCUGCAUCUGGUUGAGGGGACAUUGUACCUGCUGCUUCUUGGGACAACAGCUCUGAGCCUGGUGACAACUCCUCUGCUUUUCAAGUUAAUUCCUUCUAUUGUACAUCUUGGGGUGCUGUUACGGUGGUUCUCCCCUGACAGUGCUGUUGAGAUGGGAUUUAAAGGGGAUAACCUUCGAUCAGAAAGUGGGAAGCAGCGAGUUACCCUUCUUCCCAUUUCGACUCUGGAAGAAUCCCAUGAUUCAUGAAUAUGAAGUGGAAAGGGAAUUGCUAGUUUUUCUUGACAAG
Molecule: messenger RNA, 1941 nt
Organism: Pistacia vera
Lineage: Eukaryota; Viridiplantae; Streptophyta; Magnoliopsida; Sapindales; Anacardiaceae
Product: K(+) efflux antiporter 6
Exons: 20
Coding region: 162-1901 (579 amino acids)
Biological process (GO): proton transmembrane transport; potassium ion transmembrane transport
Cellular component (GO): membrane
Molecular function (GO): potassium:proton antiporter activity
Source: RefSeq, a predicted model, not a curated record